AUGGACGAACAAUUUGGUGGGGGAAUUGGAAACUCGGAACAGAACGAAUUUCUCAGUUUUCUCGAUUCUAGGCCGCUACAGGAGGCUCCAAGCGCUGCGAUAACUCCACAGGCGAUUUUGGCGCGUUCCAGCAUGCACACGUCGAAUACGAACCUACAAUCGGUUUCUCCUGCUUCAGUGAUGUCUCCUUUGAUACAGUCGCAGGGUUUGCCCUCAGCCACUACCCCGCAGCAGGUUUUAACGCAGUCAAUUGUGCCACAACAGCAGCAACAGCAGCAACAGCAACAGCAGCAUGGCCCGGGGCAUGGUCAAACACCUGUGGUGAGCACGUCACAGGUGCCUUCACGAGCAACUUCACAGGCUCCCACUCAAGCUCCCACUCCUCAGGCAAUCUUGAGCAACACAAAUAGCCUACAAGAUGCCAAAUCCCAAACUGCUAGUGCAAGGAACUCUUCCGGCUUCACAGAUAGAGCAGCAAUGUUUGCAGCGCUGCAGCAGCGACAAAAACUUCAAAUGAUGCAACAGGCUGUCUCCGCAACAGGCUCUCCCCAGGAAGCAGGGCUAGUAAGACCAUCUAUGGAGCCGCAAUCACAAGCAUCGUCUGCCGGACAGGUACCACAGACACAGCCAGCAUUUGCAGCCAACAAUAAUGCACCUCCUGCUCAGCAGCGACAGGCCAUUCAGAAUUUGGAUCCCGAGAUUCAGCGACGCGUAAGCACGGAAUUGAACAAUAAGCAGUUUGAACUAUUCAUGAAAUCACUGGUGGAGAGUUGCAAACGGCGAAACGCACCGUUGCAUUCUUUCCCUGAAAUUCAAGGUCGAAGAAUCAACCUUUUCGUUCUAUAUUCAAUGGUACAGAAGCUCGGAGGUAGCGACAGUGUGAGCCGUCUACAACAAUGGUCGAUGCUUGCUCAAAAACUACAGCUUCCUGAAGAUGCUGCGAGACCGCUAGCUGCCCUUUAUUACCACCUUUUGGUUCCCUACGAGCAGUAUCUGGCGUCCCCAGAGGGAGUAAAAGAAACUCAGUCUAAAAGGCUGUUCUUACAACAGUUUCUGCAAGAGUUGCUAAACAAAUUCACGACAUCCUAUCCAAGUGCCACCCCUAACGAUAUAGGAGUGGGAGGUCUCACUCCCGAUACUAGAAACGAAGGUCUUGAUGCAGCCAAGGUAAAGAAGCCACGGAAACCCAAGAACCCAACCAAAAAGAAGUCGAAAAAGGAUCUCGAAAAGGAAAUGAGAUAUCAACAAGAACAACUUCAGAAACAGCAUGAACUUCAACAAGAACAACAAAGCAAGCUUUUGCAGGAACAAAGAGCUAAGCAGCAGCAUGAACAGAUGCGACUGCGACAACAGAUGGCUGUUCAACAGAGCAUCGAAUACCAGAAACUUCCCAAAGUUUACAAGCGGUCAUUUGCCAGGAAUUAUGUGCCAUCUAGUAGAGCUAUUGAAACUUCCAAUGGGUACGAUAUGAGAGCUGUUUCACAAAUAGGCGAGAAAAUCGAUGCUAACAAACCUGUUUUCUUGUUUGCGCCCGAACUCGGUACUAUUAAUCUACACUCUCUGUCAUUAUCGCUCUUAUCUGAUUGUGUAUCAGAAGUAAAUGUGGCCUUGAACACUUUAUUGGUCACCAGUGCAGACUCGAUCCUCGAUAUACCCCUGAGUCGUUCUCAAAGUUUGUUAGAUUCACUGUGCAUUUUGGGGUGUCAGCUUUUAAACAAACUGUGUACAUCAGAGACCCCCAUGCAACAAAUGAAAGGAAACUACCUUGACAAAAUCGAUGUGAAGGGCGCACUUAACGAAGCUUCAAAGUAUUCAAGAGCAACUGGUAUGUUAGAUGAAGUUUUCAGUGCUAAUAGCAAGGAUCUCUUCGACGAAGAAGUUGUGAUUAAAGUUGAUUCCUUAACAGGCGUGGACUUGGAACAAUCAGUUCCUACCCCAGAGCAUACUCCCAUAACCUCAUUCGAGAUUGAAGACGAUGAUAGUGCUGUAACAGAAAAGAAUAACACGCACGAAGAAGAUUGGCAUUACUUACCAGAGGCACUUUGGCUUGCAGAUGACAUUGACAAAUGCAGAUUUGAUCUUCCAUGCUAUUUAGAGUCUCUAAGAGACGUGCGCGACGAGGUUGAUAGUCUUUUCACGAAUGCCAAUACUCGAGGGGCUGAGAACUAUCAAUUAAUGGUGGUAGAUCAGUUAUCGACCAUUUCGAUGAUUAUACGAAAUGUCUCAUUCAAUGAAGCGAACACAACUCCCAUUGCCACGAACCUUUCGUUUAAAAGGUUUCUCAGCGAUUUGCUUUGGGCCCUUUUUCUACGUGCUGAUCGAUUUGUAUUCCAUCGGAAAUCUUUGAAUUUCAAAAAAGACCUUAUCAUUACACUAACAAAUGUAUCGCAUUUGCUAGAAAUCGAUGAUCAUGUUACCGCAUGCUUACUUGUGUUUCUGAUCUUAAGUUUUUCGGAGGAAAGAGCUACGAUGGACGGAACGGAAUCUCUCGAGGUUUCAGAGUACCCCGUCAAGUUAAGCAAUUAUCAGAACUAUGGAGCUGACGUAUUGGCUAAAUUACUAUCAUUAGGAUAUCCCAACCGACUGUUGUUGAGAGCUACUUUCUUACAACAGUUCGAUAGCGAUUCUCAAUCACAAGAUGUCAUGACUUGCAAAAAACUCAUAUCGCUCUAUGAAUCGUCAUAUUCCACCCGCAAAUUUCAAGGUUUCUCGCUUUUACAUGGAACGUUUACAUCUCUUCUAUCAAUGAUUCCAUUUCAGCAGCUUAACACUACCCCAAACCUAAUUGAAGAAGUUGGCCCCAUUAUUUCGCAAAGUCUCACAGCUCUCCUUUCAUUGGCACGGUUUUGUCGAAAAGAAAACACCCCAAGAUGUGGCCCAAAUCUACCCUUGGUCUGGUUAACAAUCGACGAGAAUUUAGGUUGCAGCCUGCGCCGUCUAAGCGAGGCUCUAUCCAACCUGGGUAUCCACACUAAUCAAAAUUUGAACCAUCUCAAGCAUCUUUUCAAUGCAAUAAGCGCCAAGUGUCUUCAAUUAGUUACUCUAUUGAUCGAGAGGGCACUGGAUAUAGCGGAUGAACGUGGGUCGGGAACUGAUGAGAAAUACCAGAAGGCGCUCGAAAAUCUGAAUGCUACACCUAGUCUUUUACCCUCAGAGCAAAGCUUGAUCACUUUUUUGACCAAUCCAUUGGCUGAUUAUAUGGUUGCCAGAGAAAUGGGUGAGUUACAUCGUUUGAGAAGCCGAAUUAUGGCAGAUAGCAAGAACUUAAAUGUCACAAGACAAGAAGUCGCAGGUGCAGAUGCUAAUGACUAA
Lachancea lanzarotensis is the source of this 3312-nucleotide messenger RNA. It is a transcript of the gene SWI1, whose product is annotated as LALA0S09e02630g1_1. NCBI's taxonomy places the organism in Eukaryota, Fungi, Ascomycota, Saccharomycetes, Saccharomycetales, Saccharomycetaceae. The record is from RefSeq and is a predicted model, not a curated record. Gene Ontology annotation, biological process: regulation of transcription by RNA polymerase II. Gene Ontology annotation, molecular function: transcription cis-regulatory region binding. Gene Ontology annotation, cellular component: nucleus; SWI/SNF complex. The transcript has a single exon. Bases 1 to 3312 code for a protein of 1103 amino acids.